This is a messenger RNA of Girardinichthys multiradiatus, 2897 nucleotides long. It is a transcript of the gene mcm3, whose product is annotated as minichromosome maintenance complex component 3. Gene Ontology annotation, molecular function: ATP binding; single-stranded DNA binding; ATP hydrolysis activity. The record is from RefSeq and is a predicted model, not a curated record. Lineage: Eukaryota; Metazoa; Chordata; Actinopteri; Cyprinodontiformes; Goodeidae. Gene Ontology annotation, biological process: double-strand break repair via break-induced replication; DNA strand elongation involved in DNA replication; mitotic DNA replication initiation. The transcript has 17 exons. Bases 126 to 2567 code for a protein of 813 amino acids. Gene Ontology annotation, cellular component: nucleus; MCM complex.
CUUUCCUCGCUCGCGGGACGCCGUGGCGCGAAAACCGUGCAGUCAGUGGUGUGGUAAGCCAGCAGCAGGGAGAGCAUCUCUGAGUCCUUAGCGGUAUUUAGAAGAAAUUAAUUUAUCAGACAAAAAUGGCAACCGACCUCGCAGAUGAUCAGGAGAUGAGGGAAGCUAAGAGAGACUACCUGGACUUCUUGGACGACGAUCAAGACCAGGGCAUUUACCAAAGCAAAGUCCGGGAUAUGAUCGGCAACAAUAAAGCCCGGCUCAUCGUGAACAUCAACGACCUGAGGAGGCGCAACGAGGCCCGGGCUGCGAAACUGAUGAACAAUGCGUUUCAAGAGCUGCUGGCGUUCCAGCAGGCUCUGAAGGACCUGGUAGCUUCGGUAGACGGCACCUACGCCAAGCAGCAUGAGGAGUUCUUCAUCGGCCUGGAGGGCAGCUUCGGCUCCAAGCACGUCUCCCCCCGGACCUUGACCUCCCGCCUGCUGGGCAGCAUGGUGUGUGUGGAGGGCAUCAUCACAAAGUGUUCCCUGGUCCGUCCCAAAGUGGUGCGCAGCGUUCACUACUGUCCUGCCACUAAGAAGACGAUGGAGAGAAAGUACACAGACAUGACCUCCCUGGAUGCCUUCCCUUCUAGUGCCAUUUACCCCACUAAGGAUGAGGAGAACAACCCGCUGGAGACAGAAUUUGGUCUGUCCGUCUACAAGGACCACCAGACCAUCACGGUGCAGGAGAUGCCAGAGAAGGCCCCUGCUGGCCAACUGCCUCGCUCUGUGGACAUUAUCCUGGACAACGACCUGGUGGAUUUGGCCAAACCAGGAGACAGAGUGCAGGUGAUCGGAACGUACCGCUGCCUGCCCGGGAAGAAGGGAGGGUUUACCUCUGGCACUUUCAGGACAAUCAUGAUAGCGUGUCACGUGAAACAAAUGAGCAAGGAGGUGUCUCAGUCCUUCUCUGCCGACGACGUGGCCAAAAUCAGGAACUUCAGUCGGACUCGCUCCAUAAACGUGUUUGACCAGCUGGCCCGGUCGCUGGCUCCCAGUAUCCAUGGGCAUGACUACAUCAAGAAAGCCAUCCUCUGCAUGCUGCUGGGAGGGGUGGAGAAGGUUCUGGAGAACGGCACCCGCAUCCGAGGAGACAUCAACGUCCUGCUCAUCGGCGACCCAUCGGUGGCCAAAUCCCAGCUGCUGCGGUACGUGCUCCACACAGCUCCCAGAGCCAUCCCCACCACCGGCCGAGGUUCCUCCGGUGUGGGUCUGACUGCCGCCGUCACCACUGAUCAGGAGACGGGAGAGCGGCGCCUGGAGGCGGGCGCCAUGGUGCUGGCCGACCGCGGCGUGGUGUGCAUCGACGAGUUUGACAAGAUGUCCGACAUGGACCGCACAGCCAUCCAUGAGGUGAUGGAGCAGGGCCGGGUCACCAUCGCCAAGGCCGGCAUCCACGCCCGGCUUAACGCCCGCUGCUCUGUGCUGGCGGCGGCCAACCCGGUCUAUGGCAGGUACGACCAGUACAAAACCCCCAUGGAUAACAUUGGCCUUCAGGACUCGCUGCUGUCGCGAUUUGACCUGCUCUUCAUCAUGCUGGACCAGAUGGACCCUGAACAGGACCGAGAGAUCUCUGACCAUGUGCUGAGGAUGCAUCGAUACCGCGACCCCCGGGAGCAGGAGGGAGCAGCUAUGGUCUUGGGUGGGUCAGUGGACGUGCUGGCCACAGAUGACCCAGACGCCAUGGCCGAGGAUCAUGAGGAGCUGCAGAUUUAUGAGAAACACAACAACCUGCUGCAUGGAAGCAAGAAAAAGAAGGAUAAGAUUUUGAGUAAAGAGUUUAUGAGGAAGUACAUCCAUAUCUCUAAGAUUAUUACACCUGUGCUGACCGAGGAAGCAGCCAAUCACAUUGCAGAGGAGUACUCGAGGCUGAGGAGCCAGGAGCAGAUGGCGGCGGAUAUCGCCAGGACCUCCCCAGUGACGGCCCGGACUUUAGAGACCCUGAUCCGUCUCUCCACGGCGCACGCCAAGGCCCGCAUGAGCAAGGCUGUGGAGCUGGAGGACACGGAGGUUGCCGUGGAGUUGGUCCAGUUUGCCUACUUUAAAAAGGUUCUUGAGAAGGAGAAGAAGCGCUCGAGGCAGGAGCGCGACUCUGAUUCAGAGGAAGAGGACAACGAAGAGGCGCCGGCCAGCCAGCGCUCACAAAGAACUCUGAAGAGGGGGCGCCUUGGCUCUCAGGGCAGCGAGCCCUACAGCCCGUAUGACUUCAGCGAAGAACAGGACGUCCCUGAAAUUCAGGCUGGCACCCCGAAACCAGCCAAACCUCAGCAGGAGGAACCCAUGGAGGCCACGUCAAAGACUGAAGGCGCUGAACUGUCUGCUGAGAGGCUGAAAGAGUUCAAGUUGUCUCUGUUCGGCGUUUUCCAGUCGGCUCACGCACAGUCGGUGAAGAUGACGAAGCUCAUGGAUGAGGUCAACAAGGAGCGCGAACGCCAGUUCACAGAGCCCGAGGUCCGCGCUGCCCUCGCCCGCAUGCAGGACAAUAACCAGGUCAUGGUGGCUGACGACAUCGUCUUCCUCAUCUGAGGAAAGAUGGUUUCCCAAAACCAAGUCAUACAUCCCUGGAAAGAAGCAGUGGAAUAUGAACACCACAUACUGGGAUACCUGGUCCUUGCUUUAUUAAAUGCUCUUGUACAGAAAAGCUCCAGGAGGUUAAUGCAUGUAUCUGUUCACUUCCUUCUGUUGUCUUUAAAGAAACCAACCUGGAAGCUGUUGUGUUCUGAUCCGGUAUUCAAUGAAACCGACAUAAUGUGGUGUCUGCUUCAGUUAUAAAUCUGUAAAUAGUUGACAUGUUUUUCAAAUAAAUGUAGCUGUAAUAAAAAAAUAAAUCAAAUUAAAUGUUUUGGUGUACCAUAA